CGGGGAAGGAGCCGGCGCCAUGUUGGGUCCCUCAGAGGGGCCGGGGCGGCCGAGUCCUGCGCCUCGGGCACAUCCAGGCGCGCAGCACUGCGGGCCGGGAAAGAGACCCACUGGAAAAGAGCUGGGGGUGCCGGCUGACAGGCAGCUGAACGUGAGCCCAGAUUCAAAACCCUGAAGAGAUGGCUGACCAGAUGAAGAGGACCAAUAUCCUCUGGCUUGGGGAGAUCAGGAAUUGCAGCUAUAUCAGGGACAUCAUGAAUUGGAAUAAAGGUGGACCUGGUACUAAGAGAGGCUUUGGGUUUGGUGGCUUUGCCAUAACACCUGGCAAGAAAGAGGAGCCCAAGCUGUCUCAGCAGUCCCACAGUGCUUUUGGCAGCGCCGGCUCCUCGGCAGCAUUUGCGAAAUCGGGGCCUCCUCAGCUGCCUUCCUUCUACAAAAUUGGGUCAAAGAGAGCCAAUUUUGAUGAGGAGAAUGCGUACUUUGAGGAUGAAGAGGAAGAUUCCAGCAAUGUGGAAUUGCCCUACAUUCCUGCAGAGAAUUCCCCCACCCGGCAGCAGUUCCAUUCCAAAUCAGCGGACUCUGACAGCGAUGAUGAUCCUCUGGAGGCAUUCAUGGCUGAAGUGGAGGAUCAAGCUGCUCGAGACAUGAAGAGACUCGAAGAUAAAGACAAAGAAAAAAAGAACGUUAAGGGUAUUCGAGAUGACAUUGAAGAGGAAGAUGACCAAGAAGCGUAUUUUCGCUACAUGGCUGAGAACCCCACUGCUGGUGUGGUACAGGAGGAGGAAGAGGAUAACCUGGAGUAUGAUAGUGAUGGGAAUCCAAUUGCACCGUCCAAAAAAAUCAUUGAUCCUCUUCCACCUAUUGACCAUUCAGAGAUUGAAUACCCACCAUUUGAGAAAAAUUUCUAUGAUGAGCAUGAGGAGAUCACCAGCCUGACCCCGCAGCAAGUGGUGGAGUUACGGCAUAAGCUGAAUCUCCGGGUCUCCGGGGCUGCUCCUCCAAGGCCUGGCAGUAGUUUUGCUCAUUUUGGGUUUGAUGAGCAACUCAUGCAUCAGAUUAGGAAAUCUGAGUAUACCCAACCCACUCCAAUACAAUGUCAGGGUGUUCCAGUGGCACUAAGUGGCAGAGACAUGAUUGGGAUAGCCAAGACUGGAAGUGGGAAAACAGCCGCCUUCAUCUGGCCAAUGCUGAUCCACAUCAUGGAUCAGAAGGAGCUUGAGCCAGGGGAUGGUCCCAUUGCAGUGAUCGUCUGCCCGACCAGGGAGCUCUGCCAGCAGAUCCACUCCGAGUGCAAGCGCUUUGGCAAGGCCUAUAACCUGCGCUCCGUGGCCGUGUACGGAGGAGGGAGCAUGUGGGAGCAAGCCAAGGCCCUGCAGGAGGGGGCAGAGAUCGUGGUCUGCACACCAGGUCGUUUGAUUGAUCAUGUGAAAAAGAAAGCUACAAACCUGCAGAGAGUCACUUACCUUGUGUUUGAUGAAGCUGACAGAAUGUUUGAUAUGGGGUUUGAAUAUCAGGUCAGAUCAAUCGCAAGCCACGUACGUCCUGACAGACAGACCCUCUUGUUCAGUGCCACGUUCCGUAAGAAGAUUGAGAAAUUGGCUCGGGAUAUUCUGAUCGACCCAAUUCGGGUUGUGCAAGGAGACAUUGGAGAGGCCAAUGAAGAUGUCACUCAGAUUGUGGAGAUUUUCCCCUCUGGGCCCAGCAAGUGGAACUGGCUGACGCGGCGCCUCGUGGAGUUCACGUCCUCGGGGAGCGUCCUCCUCUUCGUCACCAAGAAAGCCAACGCAGAGGAGCUGGCCAAUAACCUCAAGCAGGAGGAUCAUAACCUGGGGCUGCUUCAUGGGGACAUGGACCAGAGCGAGAGGAAUAAAGUCAUUUCGGAAUUUAAGAAAAAGGGGAUCCCCAUCCUGGUAGCUACUGAUGUGGCAGCUCGAGGGUUGGAUAUCCCUUCCAUCAAGACUGUCAUCAACUACGACGUGGCUCGGGACAUCGACACCCACACGCACCGGAUCGGCCGCACCGGCCGCGCCGGGGAGAAGGGAGUGGCCUACACUCUGCUGACCCCCAAGGACAGCAACUUCGCUGGUGACCUCGUCAGAAACCUGGAGGGUGCCAACCAGCACGUGUCCAAAGAGCUGCUGGAUUUGGCAAUGCAGAAUCCAUGGUUCCGGAAAUCCCGUUUUAAAGGGGGGAAGGGCAAGAAGCUGAAUAUUGGUGGAGGUGGCUUGGGAUACCGUGAACGCCCCGGGCUGGGCUCAGAAAAUACUGACCGUGGAAACAACAACAGUGUGAUGAGCAACUAUGAGGCCUACAAGCCAUCCACAGGGGCCAUGGGGGACAGGCUGACAGCAAUGAAAGCAGCUUUCCAGUCCCAGUACAAGAGUCACUUUGUUGCUGCAAGUUUAAAUAACCAAAAGACUGGGAGCUCUGCUGCUGGUGCCAGUGGCUGGACCAGUGCCGGGAGCCUGAACUCCGUCCCGACGAGUUCAGCGCAGCAAAACGCCGCCAAUCCCGAGAGCCCCAUCGCAGCCACCGCGGCAGCGAAGGGGGUCCCGGGCUUCACCAGCACGGGCAGCUUGAGCAGCGUGCCCACCUUCCCGAGCGCCGGAGCACAGGGCUUCAACAGCACAAACGCCAGCACCAACAGCCGAGAGGGCGGCGGCGGCAUUGUCAGAGAACGGUACAACGACAACCGGAACAGUCGGCACGGCGAGGCCCCGCGGCGAGGGGAAGGCGGCGGCGGCCGAGGGGAAGGCGGCGGCCGAGGGGAGGGCGGUGGCCGAGGGGAGGGCGGCAGUGGCCGAGGGGAGGGCGGUGGCCGAGGGGAGGGCGGUGGCCGAGGGGAGGGCGGUGGUGGCCGCUUCAGCGAGGGCCAGCGUUUCAACGAGGGCCAGCGUUUCAACGAGGGCCAACGCUUCAGCGAGGGCCAACGUUUCAGCGAGGGCCAACGUUUCAGCGAGGGCCAGCGUUUCAACGAGGGCCAGCGUUUCAACGAGGGCCAGCGUUUCAACGAGGGCCAGCGUUUCAAUGAGGGCCAGCGUUUCAACGAGGGCCAGCGCUUCAACGAUGGCCAACGCUUCAGCGAGGGCCAGCGCUUCAACGAUGGCCAACGCUACAAUGAGGGCCAGCGCUUCAACGAGGGCCAACGUUUCAACGAUGGCCAACGCUUUAACGAUGGCCAACGCUUCAACGAGGGCCAGCGUUUCAACGAGGGCCAACGCUUCAACGAGGGGCAGCGUUUUAACGAUGGCCAACGCUACAAUGAGGGCCAACGCUACAAUGAGGGUCAGCGCUUCAACGACGGCCAACGCCACAGCGAAGGUGGUGGCCGGCACAGUGACCCCUCCCGGCACGGCGACGUCCAUCGCCACAGCGAGGGCCGGCACUUCACCGACUUGCCGGGUGGCAACCGCAACAACGGUGACAGCAGGAACAGCACCGAGGGGAGGAACAGCGAGAGCAGGAAUGGAGAGAACAGGAAGGAGGCCAACAGCCGAGACAACAAGACAGAUGGUUUUGCUGUCCCAGAGCCCCCAAAACGGAAGAAGAGCCGGUGGGACAGUUAAAAGCUGGGGGUUCACAGGCUGGAGUCUCUGCAGGUAGUGUUGUCGUUUUCCAGAGGAUUUCUUGGGGUUUUUGGUAACUGGUUGUUGAGCAGCUGGGGCAGGAAAAGGAAACCAUGAGAACCCCCGUGCAAGUUCAUCUGGACAGAUUCACCCGAACGAAAUGGACACAACACUUAGUGAAAGAAAUAAUUUUGAUAAAGCUCCCUGGGUUCUGCUUUGAAACAUUCAGUGCUUGAGUGACUCUGCUGGAUUUCAACAGAUCUUCUUGACAAAAAGAAGCUGUUCCACAUCCUUGGAACGUUAAGAAACUGUUGUCCAUAGAAGUAUAAAUUAGUCUUUUCUUAACCAGCGUUCACAUUUACAAACCAGUCCAGUCCACCUAGAGAUGCUCAGGACCUGCCUGUUAGACAUUAAUCUUGCAGCAGUUUGGUCAGUAUGGUGAGUUCUUCCUCCAUCUCCUUUUUACAUAUUCUCCCCAAAUAAUUUGGUCUCCAGGUUACCCCUUACCUCUCUCCCCAUCAACUAAGAAUGUGUCAAUUUGCUUUGCUGAAGGUGGGGCAGAGCAAGUUGAUUUCACUUUUUUUGGGGUUGAUUUUUUUUUUUGGGGGGUUUUUUUUUUUGGUUUUUUUUUUGGGGGGGUUUUUUUUUUGGUUUUUUUUUUUUUUUUGUGUGGAGCUGUUCAAGGGUUCCUUCUCCAUCCCAGCAAACCACAAAUUCACUUGUAGUGUAGCUUGGACUCCCUGGCUUGGUUUUGGUCAGUAUUUUAAUUCCAAUCCCAUUGCCCAGAUGAUUUUUUUUUUUUUAAGAACUUUAUGUUUUCUAAUAUCGUUCAUUCUGGUGGAAGCCUGCAUAGCAAACCUGUGUCUCUGCUGUGCCUAUGCACCCUCUGUUCUGAGAGGGUUGAGUGCUUUCUUCAAAUUAAAAACAAAAAAGGGAAGACAAUGUAGAUAGACCACAACAAUCAGAGGCUGGAGCCCCCCAAGAAGUGUGGCUAAAGGAAGAAGAUUCAGAAAUUCAGGGAUCUGUUGCUCAGAAGCCUUUAGGGAGAACUCAGAAAACAACUAAUGAAAAGAAACAGCUCAAAUCUGGCCCUGUUUUGGACACAUGUAGUAAAUCUGUAAAAUCUUACUUGCCCAUUUUUAAUUCUGUGUGUAUUCCCAUUUUUUAACUUUUUUUUUUUUUGCCACAAGGUAGGGAAGAACUUUUCAGUUGGGACAUGUCAGCACCCACCGCUGGCUCGUUUCCACUGGAAGAUGUACCAGAAGCUGUCAGGGUUUUGUGACAUUGUGAUGUUUUCUUUAUCAGCUGUGCAUUUACUUUCUGCUUGCUCUAGUAAAUGUUUUAUUACUGGUACAAAAAUA
This is a messenger RNA of Vidua chalybeata, 4927 nucleotides long. RefSeq names its product DEAD-box helicase 42 (gene DDX42). The coding region runs from base 180 to 3566 and encodes 1128 amino acids. The transcript has 19 exons. The record is from RefSeq and is a predicted model, not a curated record. Lineage: Eukaryota; Metazoa; Chordata; Aves; Passeriformes; Viduidae. Gene Ontology annotation, molecular function: ATP binding; RNA binding; RNA helicase activity.